GCGAGCACUAGGUAUCGAUUUUCCGCGGAAAAUUAAGUGCGAUGAUUUUCUAUACUACACAGUGAAAAAAAAUAAACAAAUCAGUUCUAAGAACUCUUUAGUAAACAAAAUGUAACAAAAGAAAGAUUGUGUCAUCAUUUCGUGGCAAUAAAAACAAAAUAGCGUUAGCUUUAUCAAGAUUAACAAUAUGUGCGCUAAUAUUUUGAAAAUUAUUUUUUUUACAUUACUAAUACAACAAAAAUAUUUUAUAGUGGAAUCUAGUGUUUCUUUUACAGGUUUUAAACAAAACAGAAGUUCACAUCAUGUGCGUAGAGCGAAUGUGGAUGAUUUUUUCAAAAACAAAAUUCUCUCUUCCUAUCGGUCAUUUCAACCAAUUUCUGUGAAAUAUCAUAAAACUUCUUAUCCCCGAACUGAAGACAGGCCGGACUAUGAUAUUACGUCCUACGAUUCAGAAUACGGUGGUGUGGUUUCGAACUUUACGUCUUCCAUUUACGAUGAUAACCCACCGUUGUACCCUAAUCCAGAAUUUGUUGCGCGGAGUAACCAAGUCCUCAGUAAAACAGAAAGUAAACCGCCAGAAUCUGAAGUCGAUUUACCAGAUGACUCGUUAGCAGACGCAGAUCUUAAGGAGCACAAUAUAAUUGACAGUGUUACGUAUUUGUACGGAUUUAACGGUUGCCAUGGGGUUAGGAACGAAUGGAUGAUAUUGAUUUUCAUAACAUGUGGCAUAGCAGUCAUCAUGUUGAUAUCAGCAGUUAUGUGGCUCAUGUGGAGUGAGUAUGCUGCGGAGUUCCGCCGAAGCAGCAAGCUUUAUCCGAUCAAUAUAAACCUUUGCUGCUGCCUCAUAGUCUGUACACUUAUUUACAUACAGGCUGUCGUGGGUGUAUCAUCGCCGUCACAAUGUGAGCGCAUAGCCCUUUUACUUCAUUACACGCACGUAUCCUGCGCUAUGUGGAUCGUAGCAUUAGCAGCGGCAGUAGCGGAAUAUUGUGCAUGUGAUACACUAUUACCAUUGAAGUACAACUAUCUUUUGGCCUAUGGUAUCCCAGCCUUGGUGGUUAUGUUCAAUUAUGCAUUAUCAAUGGAACAUUACGAGAUUAAACAUUAUUGCUGGAUGUCUAUUGAAAAGGGAAUGGUAAUGGGAUUUAUGGUACCAGCUAUGAUUCUGAUAGUUAUUAACACUGCAAUCAUUAUUCUUGGUUUGCAAAGUGUCAAUAAGAAACAAGCUGAAAUGUUGACUGCAAAAAUUCAAGAACUAGUUGACCACCACAUUGCGAACUGGCCUAAAAAUGAGCCAAUAGAACCUAUGAUCGAUAAUACCAAAGGCAGCAUUGAUACCUUGGAUAUUUACACACCUGGAAGUAGCAGGAAGAACACAGAUAGCUCAGAUACGUUGGACAAGGAAUAUAAUUUUAGCGAAGAUGAUUGCCAAAACGGUGAAGGUAAUGAGCCAACGCAUGCUAAAACAAUUCAAGACAAAGGAAUACUUAACAUGCUCUAUAUGGAUAAUCUUUCUUGGAAAUGGAGCUGGAAUACCGAAGGGAAUGAGCUGAAGACGUACUUGAACUUAUGUUUAGUUCUAGAACCGUUUUUCGCCAUCAACUGGGUAAUGGGUGUGGUAGCAAUUGAAAAUGCAGCGCAUUGGUCUACCCCUACUAUAUACUUGAUAUUGGUCAUGGCAAUGUACGUCUACCUGACUGCUACAAUAUGCACCACGUUACCUAUUGUUCGAAACAAGAACGUGCCAGCUCCUUGUUGCGAAGAAGUGAUUACGGAACCGACACUCACGAGGACAAGGACAACCGACAGCAUCCCUCUACUGGAUCCAGCUAUUCAACAGCCAAACGUUACACCAGCUCCUGCAGAUACCAUCAGCACAAUAAGUAUUUAAACUACUCAAGAUUAUUGUGUAUUGAUGAUACCGAUUUCAUAUGAGUUAAAUUUUUAACUCUGCGGUUUUGACGAUUCUCAAGAAAGUAUUUAUACAUUUUUUGGGAGCCACGUCGAUCUAAUCUUGUUAUGCCUUUAACAUCUUGUAGAAUAUAAGUGUGCAUGCCUGAAUUCUAUAAAUAUGGGAAGAAGGUUCGAGUGCACGCCGGAUGCACUUAUUAUGUGGAAAGAACAAAAAUAAUAAUGAAAAAAAAUCAAGAAUUUAUAGGCGGAUUAAAAGAUAUCUUAGUUUAGUAGGUAUUUAACUACCUACGUUUCUUUAUGGCUAUAAAAUGUUAGCAUUUUAAUAAAUUUUUCGACAGGCCUAGGGGUAAGUAAAGUUUUUGUCAGAUUAAUCUCAAAUGUAAGAAACAAAGUACUUAUAAGUAAGUAAUGAAGAUUUAAAACUGCGUUGCAAGCAAUGUUCGUCGCAAAGUAAGAAGGAUUAUUGAUUGUUGGAAUUGAUACAUAAACUUGAAUUAUAUCGCUAAGCGAUUAAUAGAAUACUAAUGUG
Molecule: messenger RNA, 2443 nt
Organism: Chilo suppressalis (striped riceborer)
Lineage: Eukaryota; Metazoa; Arthropoda; Insecta; Lepidoptera; Crambidae
Source: the annotation of a GenBank genome assembly